Molecule: messenger RNA, 1610 nt
Organism: Jatropha curcas
Lineage: Eukaryota; Viridiplantae; Streptophyta; Magnoliopsida; Malpighiales; Euphorbiaceae
Gene: RUG2
Product: Regulator of chromosome condensation (RCC1) family protein
Source: RefSeq, a predicted model, not a curated record
AUUAUAAAGCACACAGCAGGUUUAAUUUUAAAAAACAAAAUUGCUGCCAUUUGACAGAAGUUUGACGAUCGAGCACCUAAAUGAUACAAAUGCAAGAAGAAAAUGCUAGCAAUUGGUGAGAUCUUAAAGAGAAACCGGAAGCUUCUCAAUCCCAUUAUAUGUAAAACAGCAAGAAGAUGUAAAAGUACUAAUACGGCUACAACUGUUAUGAGCUUUGGAGAUGGCAGUCAUGGAGCCUUGGGACUUCCUACCUCUCUUACUGGCCUAGGAACCGAUGCCUACGAGCCCACUCGCAUUCCUAGCCUGCCUUCCGAUAUUAUCGGAGUCGCCGCUGGCCACUACCAUUCUCUUGCUGUUACUUCUGCAGGAGAGCUCUGGGCAUGGGGUCGCAACCAUGAAGCUCAGCUCGGCCGUGACCCUUCCGCCUCCAGAGAUACAUGGAAUGAAUCAAAGAGGGUGGAAGGGUUGAAUCAAGUCCAAGUCCUUUCUGCAUCUGCAUCUGGUGUUGUCUCUGCAGCCAUUGUAAAUGAUGGCUCUUUGUGGGUUUGGGGGAAGUCUAAACGGGGUCAACUUGGUCUGGGUAAAGGAAUCACAGAGGCUUUAGUGCCUUCCAAAGUUGAAGCACUUGGAGGAGAGAAGAUAGCUAAGGUCUCAUUUGGUUGGGGUCAUGCCCUUGCACUAACUGAGGACGGAAAGUUAUUUGGUUGGGGUUAUUCAGCUGAUGGUAGGUUAGGAAAGAUCACAGGAGCAGUAGAGGUGUCUCCACUAGAUUCAAGUGCCGAUAUUGUUAAACCUAAUCAACAACUCCCAAGAUCAAAGCUUGAAGCUGCUGAAAGAUUGGUUUUAGAAGGAAUGGAGAAGGAAAAAGACAUGCCAAUAGUUUGGGAUCCUUUUUUAGUUGAAGAAUUACGUGGUACUGAAGUUGUAGACAUUUCUUGUGGGCUCGAUCAUUCUUUGGUUCUUUGCCGUGAUGGCACUUUAUUGAGCUCCGGAAGCAAUAUAUAUGGUCAGUUGGGCAGAGCAAAUUGUGAAAUGGGACUGUUUCCAGUUGAUAUCGACUUUUAUCCGCUAUCAAUAGCAUCAGGUCUUGGCCAUUCUUUGGCAAUUUGUGGAGUUGCAUCAUCAGAUGCCACAAGCAUUGUUUCAUGGGGAUGGAACCGAAGCUCCCAGCUAGGAAGGCUAGGGCCGGACAACAUCCCAUUGGAGGUUGAGGGAUUGGCAGGGGAAGGUCCUGUUUCAGUGUCUGGAGGGCGAGCACAUUCCGUUGCUCUCACAUCCAAAAAGGAGGUGUGGGUUUGGGGUUGUGGUAAGAAUGGCAGACUCGGGCUAGGGAGUUCUGCCGAUGAAGCUGACCCAAUUUUGCUUGACAGUUUAGAAGGUUGUCAAGUUUUACAAGUUGUGUCAGGUUUCGAUCAUAAUCUCGUCUUGAUAGCACAGUAAUUUUUGUGCAAGUCCUGGCUGAAAUCAAACUUAUUAGUAUAAUUUAUAUUAUUACUAUAUACAUGUGAAUAUGAGGGUGGCUUUUUCUUUAAUGGUAAACUUACUGGAUGUAAGUCAUGGAUUUGAGUUGUGAAAAAAAUAAAAAUAACCACAUAUUUUUUUAUUAUUUG